UGAUUUUUUUUAGAAAUGAUAAUGCAUCGGUAACAUUUAUCCAAAAUUGUUAAGAAAUAUUUCAUCAAGCCUAAUCUUUUCAAAAAUUUAUUGAAUGAAAACAAACAAACUAAUGUUUUGUCCGAGUGACCGGAAGCGAGUGAUUCGCACAUGCCACUUCCUGUUGCAUGCAUCCAUAGCCAGGCAAAAUUGAAAAAAUGGAAAGUAAACGCCUUGAAAUAUCUGAACCUGAGGUACAGAAGGCAGUUGCAGGCCUACUGAAGCUGUCCAAAGUUUCCGAUAAGAAAUCGGACAUACUUCAAGACAGGCAAAAGAUUCAAUUAGUAAUUAUCAUGAAGAAAAUCCCAAACCUGCCAGAACUGACCAUCAAAAUGAAUCUACCACAUGGCCUUUUCACACCUGACACUGACGUUUGUCUGUUUGUUAAAGACAUUGACAAAACGAGUCGUGAGUUUGAAUUAACAGAGGACCAUUUUAGAGACCUGCUGAUGGACAAAGGAGUAAACUGUGUCAGAAAGGUUAUACCAGUGAAAGCGUUGAAGUUGGAAUACAAACCGUACGAAGCCAAGCGUAACCUGUCCAACGAGUUUGACAUAUUUUUAGCAGAUGAGCGCAUCGCGAGACUAUUACCAUCUCUUCUUGGAAAGAAUUUUUAUGGGCGAAAAAGAAAUCCCAUUCAAGUGAAUUUAGAGGUUAAAAAUUUGAAAGAAGAAAUUUCAAAGGCAGUCAACAAUACCAGAUGUGUCCUAAAGAACAAAGGAUCUUCAAGCAUGGUGACAAUUGGUCAUUCAGAACAGACGAAGGACCAGAUUGUGGAAAACAUCCUCAAGGCUGUUGAUCAACUGGCACAGAAAUUCCCCGGUGGACCAGACAACAUCCGAAGUCUUCAUAUUAAAACUGAAAGCUCUAUGUCCAUUCCUUUCUACAUGACAGUUGAUGCUGGAGACUCUGUUGUGUUCCCUGAGAGGCAGAAAAAGAAAAAUACAUCUAUCACAGAAGAAAUCACCACAGUAAUGAAUGCUAAGGUCAGGGUCACAGCAGAUGGUCAGGUCAAGAUCGUGAAGAGUGGUGUUCAGAAAAAUAAGAGGAGGAAGAGGAAAUCUUCAGGAAAUAAAGAUACAAAAAGUGGGGCAAAGAAAGACGGUACUGCUGAUGGUGAGGAAGUGAAAAUCAAAGUGGAGUACGAUUCCCAAGAAGAAGAACCGAUUGUGAAGAAAGCCAAGACACCGAAAAAGGAGAUGGUUGUCACUCCAGGUGGGAGCAAAUCACAGAAAAAAACUCCCAAAUCUGGAAUUCGGAGAGGUAUUGAUUCAGUCAAAAGAGAGACUGAUACUCCUAAAAUUAGUCAAGCUCCUAAUGAAAAUGUUCAGACAAUGCAGACACCAGCAAGUGUAAUGAAAUCAAAAUCAAAAACACCCAAAUCUCUGAAAAUGGACAAAACCCCAAAAAGUGUAAACAAGGAGAAGAGGUUGCAGGGUAAAACCCCCAAAAGUGCUACUAUGGAAAAAGCCGCCAAGAAGCUGAAGGAGAUAACUCCCCCUAAAGUGAAACGGCUGCAGUCCAACGUCAAAGUACUGACCCCAGAUACCCCGGCAAGGAAACAGAAGAAAAACUGAACAGCUCUCCAAAAACUGUCAUUGUUUCAGUAAAAUCCCUUUCAUUA
Ostrea edulis (European flat oyster) is the source of this 1663-nucleotide messenger RNA. Its product is annotated as ribosomal L1 domain-containing protein 1-like. Bases 198 to 1616 code for a protein of 472 amino acids. Lineage: Eukaryota; Metazoa; Mollusca; Bivalvia; Ostreida; Ostreidae. The record is from RefSeq and is a predicted model, not a curated record. The transcript is spliced from 7 exons.